Messenger RNA from Olea europaea var. sylvestris, 396 nucleotides. RefSeq names its product growth-regulating factor 7-like. The record is from RefSeq and is a predicted model, not a curated record. NCBI's taxonomy places the organism in Eukaryota, Viridiplantae, Streptophyta, Magnoliopsida, Lamiales, Oleaceae. Bases 1 to 396 code for a protein of 131 amino acids. Gene Ontology annotation, biological process: developmental process; DNA-templated transcription. Gene Ontology annotation, cellular component: nucleus. The transcript is spliced from 3 exons.
AUGAAUGCAGAGUUGCUACACGCCAUGGAAGACUUGGUGUUUAAACUUAUUAGCACAAAAAGACAAGCCAUGAUCUAUAACUACAUGAUGGCCUCUAUGCCUAUGCCUCCUGAUCUUCCCUUUCAUGCACCAUCAAACCUUUCAAUUUCCUUGUUUGAGUGCAGUGACUGGUCAUCUCGAAAGGUGCAAGCGAUGGAUGGCAAGAAAUGGAGGUGCUCAAGAGAUGUGCCCCAUCACAAAUACUAUGAGCGCCACUUGCAGAAAAGUCGUUCUUGUUCAAGAAAACCUGUGGAAAUCAAGAACAACGCCACCAACAAUAAUGAGAAGAAAAGCCCCCUUUUGUUUAAUCCGAAAAUUGAUCUAAGUAUUUCUACAUCCUCCAGUAAGAAAAUAUGA